Molecule: messenger RNA, 1624 nt
Organism: Vombatus ursinus (common wombat)
Lineage: Eukaryota; Metazoa; Chordata; Mammalia; Diprotodontia; Vombatidae
Product: tripartite motif-containing protein 15-like
Exons: 5
Coding region: 623-1282 (219 amino acids)
Molecular function (GO): protein binding
Source: RefSeq, a predicted model, not a curated record
CCCUGAGCAGUUUCUCUCUCAGACAAGCAGUUUAAAUUACACUUGGGGGCAAGUUGAGGAGAACAACCAGCCAAUAGCUUAUGCUCUGAGCUGAAGAAAGUGAAACUUCCCCAGGACUAUUGUUCCCUUUUGCUUUAUAGCAGUGACAACCUCACAUCCAGCUGUACCACUCAAAGAAGUCCCUUUGUCCCAUCUGGCUUGAAUCCUUCCAGUAUCCAGUGAUCAAAGACUAUGGCCACAAGUUCUACUGGGCCUGCCGUGAGGAAAGUGAGGCUUCACAAAUGUCUUGUGUCCUCAGCGUAGGCAGAUCUUCUAGCUCGGGCGCUUCAAGGACUGUCAAGCACUUACAGUCAUAGGAAUCAGUGGAACCCCUCACCAGAGAAAUUUCCAAAAAUUACCUGAAGACACUGAAACCACAUUUUGGAAGCAAAGGAGUUCCCCCUGCAUGGAAGAAACUGAAAACCCUUUGGAGAUGGUGAAGAAAAAGAGGGAUACUGUUUGGGAACUUGAAGUCAGAGGAGUAAGGAAGAGCCAGGAACUACUGGUAGGAAGAGGGCAUUCCUCAGCUGGUUUUCUCAGACAUUCAUCCUUAGUACAAUAGCAUGAUGAUACUAAGCCCCCUAUGCCAACUCCCAAGUUCCCUGACCUGGACAAGAGAAUCAAGAUUUUCUCCCAGAAACAUCUGUCUCUCAGCCAUUGCUUACAACAGUUCAAAGAAAAUCUACCAUCUUUUCUGAUGGAAAUAAGAGAUUCUAUGACUUUGGAUCCAGAAACUGCCAAUGCUUUUCUUAUGGUGACAGAGGAUCACCAGCAUGUGAAAAACAUAGGGACCAAACAGGAUGUGUCCAGAAACCCAAAGAGAUUUUCCUAUUUUUCCUGUGUCCUGGGGUCUCAAGGUUUCAACUCAGGCAGGCACUUCUGGGAUACAGAGGUUACUCAUGGAGGUUACUGGGGACUGGGAGUUGUCAAAGAAUCAGUGAAUAGGAAACAGUGGUUUAAGCUAAGACCUGAAGAAGGAAUCUGGGCUAUCGGGCUGUACCAAAAUCAGUACCAAGCUCUUACCUCACCCUGCACUAGUAUUGUGUUGAAAGAGAAACCCAAGAAGAUCAGACUUGUCUUGGAUUAUGAAGAGGGCUUGGUAUCAUUCUACGAUACUGACACUAUGAGUCACAUGUUCACUUUUUCUGCUACUUUCACUGAGAAACUCUUCCCCUUUUUCUGGAUGCCCUCAAAAGGGUCUUACAUAACACUCUGUCCCAGUAGGGAGUCAUGCUUCUCCUGAACAUCUCUUCCUCUCUGAGAGAUUUACAACACUGACAAAUACCUAGGAGCUACUGUCAUUACCAUCUUCAUGACUGCAUGACGGAAUUCAGAUUUCUUUUCCUCGUUUGGGGUUUAAGUGUUAUGUAAAUGAAACUCACCAACCAUGAACACUUAGAGCCUUUUCCUGUUUUAAUGUGUUCGUAGCCGAGUGAUAUUUUCUAACUCUUGACUAUUUUCUUCCACUUUUACCUUCAUCCAUCCAACUUCGUUCACAAUUCACUUUCCUCUCAUCAAACAAAACCCACCUCCCCAAAAGUCCCCCACUGUGAGAAACCUCCUCCAAACAAGUGAAAAUCUCUGA